Molecule: messenger RNA, 1843 nt
Organism: Nipponia nippon (crested ibis)
Lineage: Eukaryota; Metazoa; Chordata; Aves; Pelecaniformes; Threskiornithidae
Source: RefSeq, a predicted model, not a curated record
AUGGUCUUUCUUGGAGAGAAAGAGAUGGUAGCAGGUAGCAUUCAUUCCCGCUACAGCAUCGCAAGCAGCUCCAGCACCAUAAUAGAAGGGCUGGAGGCUCAUGAAGGAAUUGAGGCUCCCUUAAUUAUCACUCUCUUUCUCCCUGCUCUAAAUCCAUUCCUGGUACAGCUUCAAGAAGGAGUUUGCUUUGUUUUUCUUUUUCAGGAUGCUUCGUCUGCAGACAUUCGGAAAGCAUAUCGAAAGCUUUCACUAAUUUUACACCCAGACAAGAAUAAAGAUGAAAAUGCAGAAACACAGUUUAGGCAAUUGGUGGCCAUCUAUGAGGUUUUAAAGGAUGAAGAAAGGAGGCAGAGGUAUGAUGAUAUUCUGAUCAAUGGACUACCAGAUUGGCGACAGCCUGUAUUCUACUACAGGCGGGUGAGAAAAAUGAGCAAUGCUGAGCUGGCAUUACUCUUGUUCAUUAUACUCACAGUGGGUCAUUAUGCUGUGGUUUGGUCAAUCUACCUGGAAAAACAGCUGGAUGAACUGCUUAGCAGAAAAAAGAGGGAGAAGAAGAAAAAAACAGGCAGCAGGAGUACAGAUGAAGCCAAACUUGCAGCUCUAGACAAAAAUGAAAGAAUACUGGACAAACCACAGUGGCAUGACUUACUUCCAUGCAAGCUGGGAAUAUGGUUCUGUCUCACUGUGAAAGCUUUACCUCAGCUAUUCCAGGAUGCCAGACAAUUAUAUGUAGAAUAUAAAGAAACAAAAAUGAAGGCGAAAGAAGAUGCCCUGGCUAAGGCUGAACUUGAAACACUUCAGAAGGAGAAGAAGCCCAAAAUCAAGAAACCAAAAUCAGAAUUCCCUGUAUACGCAGUUCUGGAGUCAAGUGCGUAUAUACCAUCAUAUGAUCAUGGAGCUUCAAUUGAAGAGAUUGAGGAACAGAUGGAUGAUUGGUUGGGAGGCAGGAACAGAACACAAAAAAAGAAGGCACCUGAAUGGACAGAGGAGGACCUCAGCCAGCUGACAAGAAGUAUGGUUAAGUUCCCAGGGGGGACCCCAGGUCGAUGGGAAAAGAUUGCUCACGAAUUGGGUCGAUCAGUGGCAGAUGUUACGAUGAAAGCCAAACAAGUGAAGGAUUCAGUUACAUAUACACCAGGUAUCAUUAGGCUCUCCGAGCUUAAAACCCUGGCCCAGAAUUCCAAGAAUGUCAAAGUCAACGUGAAUUUGCCAGACCACAUAAUCACCCAGCGAGAAAGGGAGGAGGAAGAGGAGGAGGAGGAGGAGGAGGGGAACUACGAUCAGACCCCAGAGCAGAUGGAUGUCCAAACAGAUCAAAAAGAGACCAUUGCAAGUGAAACUAGACACCGCAAACGAAAAAUUAUCAAAGCACCUGAAAUGACUCCACCAACAAUGAAAGAGGUACCAGAAGAGAAGGGCAGAGGAAGACGCCAGAAAGAUUUUGAUAACGCUGAGCAAGAGGAAGAGAGUGAUGAUGAGAGCAGAAAAAGAGAGAAAAGCCGUGCCCCAGAAGAACUGUGGACUCAAAAUCAACAGAAACUUCUUGAAAUGGCCUUGCAGCAGUAUCCAAAGGGAACAUCGGAUCGCUGGGAUAAAAUAGCAAAAUGUGUUCCUGGAAAAAGCAAGGAGGAGUGUAUAGCAAGAUACAAGUUGCUUGUUGAACUGGUACAAAAGAAAAAAAUGGCUAAAAGCUGAAUGUUUUGAGCAGGAGAGAUUUAGCUCAUCUUUGUCAAAAUGGGGUUUUAAAUCUCAUAUGCAGGGAACUGCAUUUUUGUACCUCAGUAUUUCUAUACGUCAUGUGCCUUAGUAAAAGAAAAUAUCAAUAAACCUUAUAGCAUCCUAC